GCAGACAAUUCAUUCUGCAGACAUUGAGACCUGCACGUUGAUUACAGCAAUACAGCAAUACAGCAAUACAGCAAUACAGCAAUACAGCAAUACAGCAAUACAGCAAUACAGCAAUACAGCAAUACAGCAAUACAGCAAUACAGCAAUACAGCAAUACAGCAAUACAGCAAUACAGCAAUACAGCAGUGAUACUGAGCUCUCCUUACUGGUUUGGAUAUCUGACGUUGUAAAGCCAUUUAUCAUGGAAACCAUGCAGGAGCUGAUUCCUUUCGCUAAAGAGAUGCUCAGCCAGAAACCCAGCAGAAAAAUGGUGAAAAUCUAUAUGCUGGGCAGUGUGCUGGCAUUUUUCGGGGUAGUCAUUGGACUGGUUGAGACUGUAUGCAGCCCAUUUGUUGGAAAAGACAAUGAAGAGGAAAAGACCCCAGCCCCUCUGUCCGCACCAGUCCCUCUGCAAAAAAAGGAAGAGGUUGUCUUCGAAAAAAGCAAACCCCAAGUGGUUGGGGCAAGAAACUUGACUAACCGGGGGCACGCAUCCUAGGCACUUGCCCCUUGGUUACUGAUAGACUGCAGAGUGUGCGUUGUAUUGUACGUGAAGCGAAUGAUGACCUGUGUAUGGCGACGCCAAGGAGCUGCGUCAGUGUGGACUAAUUAAACUUGCUGCUGUGCAGCAGUGCAAACUACUCCUGGGUUAUACCCACAUUUUUAUAUUCUAAAUGCCUAUAUAUUUUGCUUUUUUAAUAAAUUUUAUUUUAUUAUGAAUACAA
Pelobates fuscus (common spadefoot toad) is the source of this 764-nucleotide messenger RNA. RefSeq names its product G0/G1 switch 2 (gene G0S2). The coding region runs from base 242 to 538 and encodes 98 amino acids. The transcript is spliced from 2 exons. Lineage: Eukaryota; Metazoa; Chordata; Amphibia; Anura; Pelobatidae. The record is from RefSeq and is a predicted model, not a curated record.